AUGGCGUCCGAAAACCCCAUCGUUCUCCAUCUCGGAGAUCCUGUCGAGUUUAACAAGGAACUUUUUGCCCAAAUCUCCGAGCAGUUCACGGUGAUCCGCCCCUCGCUAGAGGAGCGACAGCGCGAUGCAUUCCUUAAAGCCCUCAAAGAGAAGAAAUGGGGCAAUUUCCAGGGCAUCUUCCGUCCUUUUUGGAAUACCGGAGGCGAAAUGGGCCGCUGGGACGCAGAGCUGAUCCCGCUGCUCCCUUCGUCCCUAAAGGUCUAUGGGAGUGCCGGUGCUGGUUAUGACUGGAUGGAUGUUGACAUUCUGGCUGAUCAUGGAAUUCUUUACUGUAAUGGGGCACAGGCAUCAAGCGAAGCUGUCGCUGAUAUGGCUAUCUUCCAUAUCAUCUCCGUCUUUCGCAACAUGCAAUGGUCCAUGGAUGGCGCCCGUUCCGGCGAUCCAAAUCUCUUCCUUGAGGCGCAUCGUGGAACCCAAAUAACGGCGCACAACCCGCAAACACAAAUUCUGGGUAUCAUCGGUCUCGGAAACAUUGGCUACACCAUUGCCCGCAAGGCCUAUGCGUGUUUCGGAAUGAAGAUCUACUACCAGGAUCUGUACCGCAAACCAACGGAGCAAGAAAACGCCAUCGGCGCAUCUUUCUGUCAAACCUUGGAUGAUCUGCUCGCGGUGGCAGACUGCAUCGUUCUGGCUACUCCGUUUGGUGGAUCUAAGCUUAUCACCAAGGAGACCUUGGCUAAGUUCAAGAAGGGCUCCAAAUUCGUCAACAUUGCCCGUGGAACACUAGUUGACGAGGAUGCAUUGGUGGGCGCUUUGAAAUCAGGACACUUGUCUGCUGUUGGUCUGGAUGUUCAUGACAGCGAGCCUAACGUGAACAAGGAGUUGGCGAAGAUGAGAAACGUCACAUUGACUGCACACACGGCUGGGGGCGCUGCUGAGACUAUGAUCGGAUUCGAGAGACUCUCAAUGGAGAAUGUCCAGCGUGUGCUGACGGGCCAGGAAGCCUUGACACCCGUGAACAAGCAUAUGUUCAAAUAG
Penicillium atrosanguineum is the source of this 1038-nucleotide messenger RNA. RefSeq names its product D-mandelate dehydrogenase-like dehydrogenase. The transcript is spliced from 5 exons. The record is from RefSeq and is a predicted model, not a curated record. Gene Ontology annotation, molecular function: NAD binding; glyoxylate reductase (NADPH) activity; hydroxypyruvate reductase [NAD(P)H] activity. The coding region runs from base 1 to 1038 and encodes 345 amino acids. Gene Ontology annotation, cellular component: cytosol. Lineage: Eukaryota; Fungi; Ascomycota; Eurotiomycetes; Eurotiales; Aspergillaceae.